Pseudomassariella vexata is the source of this 1901-nucleotide messenger RNA. RefSeq names its product allantoate permease. Lineage: Eukaryota; Fungi; Ascomycota; Sordariomycetes; Amphisphaeriales; Pseudomassariaceae. Gene Ontology annotation, cellular component: membrane. Gene Ontology annotation, biological process: transmembrane transport. The record is from RefSeq and is a predicted model, not a curated record. Gene Ontology annotation, molecular function: transmembrane transporter activity. The transcript is spliced from 6 exons. The coding region runs from base 129 to 1715 and encodes 528 amino acids.
UUCGAAUAUGUAAUGAAAGCAAGACGCCGAGAAAAGCUGACCAUCAGUACAUACAUCAUCAAGACCGGCAACUGUCUGAAGUUGUCCAGGUCACUUCAGAUCUUUUGAGUUAGAACUUUGGUCGGUCUAUGAACACGAUACAACCUGCCGCAAUGAAAAAACAACACGACCAUAUCUCCUCAGUGCAUGCGGAAGAGGCCAGGGAUCAUCAACAUAUGCAAGACAAAGAGACUGCCGCCUACGCUGGCCAGGAGACCAUCUACAUUGACGAGAAUACUAAUAAGGAGCUCUUCUGGACCAUCAACAAGCGUGUGUUAGUCUGCAUGUUGGGGACUUACUUCUGCCAGUCUCUCGACAAAGGAACAUUGGGCUUCUCCUCCGUUAUGGGCAUCAAGACGGAUGCCAAUCUCGUCGGGAAUGAGUAUAACUGGCUUGGGACGAUUCUGUACAUGGGGGUAUUGGUCGGGGAGUAUCCCACCAAUUUCCUCCUUCAAAAGCUACCUGUGGGUAAAUAUCUGGCAGCCAACAUGUUCUGCUGGGGCGUUGUGGUGGCGUGCUCCGCCGCGACCCACGACUUCAAGACCCUCAUGGUCGUGCGUUUUCUGCUGGGCAUGUUCGAAAGUUGUGUCCAGCCAGCUUUUAUCAUCAUGACGAGCAUGUGGUACACUAGGAGAGAGCAGGCGAUUCUGACCUCGCUGUGGUACUGCAUGCAAGGCGUAGUGCAGAUGGUUGGAGGCAUCAUAGCUUGGGGAGUGUCCCACUAUAAUAUUGAUGGCAAGGAUCCCAGAAAACCGAUGAAGUCAUGGCAACUUCUGUUCCUCGUCCUUGGUAUUGCGACAGUCUUCUGGGCCAGCUUGGUCAGCUGGUAUCUCCCCGACUCACCCAUGAAGGCCAAGUGCUACAACGAAAAUGAGAAGCGGUUGUUGAUUGAGCGUGUCCGCGCCAAUGAGACGGGUAUCCAGAACAAAAUAUUCAAGCGCUACCAGGCGAUCGAGGCCAUCACCGACCCCAUCCUCUGGUGCUAUGUCAUGCUUCAGGUCCUCUCGACUUUGAUCAUUGGCGGCCUGGGCGUCUUCUCCAAUCUGAUCAUCGCCUCGUUCGGCUUCGACUACUUGACCACCCAGCUGUUGAACAUUGCCCAGGGAGCUGUUGUGGUCUUGGUCAUGGUUGGUGGUGCGUGGCUGGCAACGUCUACGAGACAGACAACCCUGGUGAUGCAUGUCUGGACUAUUCCACCCAUCAUCGGCACUGCCGUCAUGUACAGCAUUCCACCGACGCCAUCGACCCGUAUUGGGCUCCUGGUAGCCUUCUACUGCACCCAGUUCUUCCUAGGCACAGGUUGUCUGAUCUUUUCCCUGAUCUCCCGCAACACCGCCGGCCAGACCAAAAAGUCGACUACGCUAUCCACCACCUUUCUAUUCUGGGCCGCUGGCAAUAUGGCAGCGCCGAUGGUCUUUCAGGACUCCGACGCCCCGCGGUAUCGGAAGGGGUUUACUGCCCACUUCUGCAUAUACGUGCUGUUUAAUAUGACUCUGGUCAUUAUGCGAAUCAUCCUCAUGCGCAGGAACAAGGUGAAGCGUGCUGCGGCGGCUGCAGCACCUACCCUGGAGGGCUCUUCGUCCGACUUGAAUAAUGUCGAUGACAAGAUUACUCACGAACACGCGUUCGAGGAUUUAACGGAUAAGGAGAACCCGGACUUCCGAUACGAGUUUUAGGGAGACGUGUUGGAAAUAUGGCCGGGUGGGAUAUAAUGUGGAGGUUGAACGUCUGUCCUUGUUGACAAUACCGAGUUACUGGCCUGUUAAAUGAGCAGAGUAUGCAACUUGAUGCUGCAUCUGGCAAUGAAGACCGCCUUAUCUCGGUUUUCGUGAUCUAAUACCUCACCAUGGAGCCUACUGCAA